UGAUUGAUUGAUUAAGCGACAGAAAUAAAGAUAAAUGAAGCAGGGAAAAUACCACAGGAUAAGCGAAAGUACCUUUUAUUUUUCUUAAAAUUAAAUAUACCUAAGUUGGUUCCUUUUUCCUGAGAAUCUACACGCUCUCCAUUUAGUGAAGAUAACAAGAAGCGCAGAUGUAGGUGCGUGUUAAAGGUAUCUCAAGCGAAGCAUUAACAGAUGGAAGGUAAACUCCCAUUUGAAAGUCUCUUGCUCAGGCGUCAAAAUACAAUGAUGUCGACAAAUGUUCCUCGAAAACAAAGCAGUCCUCCGCCACAGUCAGUCUAUUUAAAUUAUCUGCGCGGAUGGCUAGGAGCGAUGUCCCUCAUCUCGUUUGCGAAUGGUAUGCAGUCGUUCGUCGAUAUGAAAUUUCUUCAUAAAUCCAUCUACACGAAUUCAACAGGCUCAGUUAACCCUCUAAUGGCUCGGAUAUUUGGUACUUGGUCUCUUCUUUCUGCAUUCCUCAGAAUCAGCUGUUCUCUGGAUUUUUCUAACUCCAUGUUAUACCAUAUGACUUUGGUUUCAUUUUUGAUGUCUAGUGGACACUUCCUCUCUGAAUUACUUUGGUUUCAAACGGCUGGCACAGGUACAGGUAUUCUGGUGCAAUUGCUUUUUUCAGGUUUGUCUACAAUUGCAAUGGUAGUAGGAUAUUGGUUUUUAAAUUCAGAUUAUAAACCAACAAAGAACUCUUAAGAUGAGCCACUACUGCACAAUUCAACAAUGGAAUUAUUAUAAUUAAGAACAAGAGACUUCUGUGAGAAUUACUGUGGUCACUGUACAUCUCAGAUGCUUUUAUUUGCAGAUAGCUGGUUGUCUUUUAACAUGUAAAAUCUCUGUUGACAUAUGGUAACUGAUGGCUUCAUGUGCUGGAGUACAAGUCAUUGUGAGUUCAAAUCUUUUCAAAGAAAACAUAUUAGUUUCUCAUGGUAAAAACUAAGUUCACAUUUGAAUAAGUUGAUGUUAAACAAUUUACACUUGAGUGAUUACAGUUAAAAAGCAUAUCCAUUUGUUUAGUAUUUAUGAGAAUGUCUGAAUUUGCAGAAAUAGCACACCCAGGCAAGUAUUGUAUUGUACCCUUCGGUAAAGUUAAAAACAUAUUCCCUCUACCUCAGCUUUGCUUGUUGGGAAAUAUUUUGGUAUUAGGAAAGGCCUGGAGUCAGUGAUUUUUUUUCUUGAUAAAUAAUUGACAUCAUGCUGGAGAGUUAUAAGCUUAUAUCCUAAUACUGGUGCUGUGAUAUUGUGCCUAUAAUGGAAAGGAUUACUAGCAUUAUUAGGCACUACCUCUCUCCUUAUUAGGAUUAUUAGACACUAAUUCUCUCCUUCCUGGCAGCAGAACAAAUAACUUGGUGGUGGAGCAUAAAAACUUGAACAAUAAUUAGAAACAUUAUCAUGAUGUUAACCUUUUAGCAUUUAGCCAUAUCCACGAGAUCCAGCCUCUCACACCUACCCUGCAAUGUUAGUCUAAAAAAAUAUAUAGUCUCUUAAUCGAAAUCUCAAAGCUACAAGAUAAUGCACGAUAAAUUCAAAACAAUGUGAAUAAAUAAGCAUUACGUUUGAUGGAAUAAUCUGAAUGCUAAAGAGUUAAAUAUGUAUAAAUUUCUAGAACUGUUCAACCCAUAUGUAGCAAAAGUAAAAAAAAAAAACACACACACUAUUUUGAGUAUGUCUACAAUCAAACAAGGACUGAGUGAAUCCCUGCUUUGAUAUACAAGUAUGGCUUAUAUUCUGACUUGUAGAGUUUGAAGUAAAAUUCUGUUGAGCCAAUGAGAUAUAUCUGAUUAGUUUGUUAAUGACAAACUACUUAAUCUUUCAGAAAUGAACGAAUGUCACCAUCUUAAUUCCCCCCCUCUCUAUGUUUGUAAUCAUUUGCCUUUGUGAGAAAUCAAUGUUAGUGCAUCGCAUAAUGAUUUAACUAAUUAAUAUAAUCAAGAAUUAAAUCAGUUCAAUGUAACAUGCAGAAAGAAAGCUAAGUUUUUCAAAGUGAUUUUCUUUCAUAGCAUUUUACACCAAUAAACCUCUAUCAACACUGGAAGUUGAACAGAAGAGUUACAAUUAAUCAGAAGUAUAUGAGUUGUCCUUCUUAGUGUGUAUACAUAUAUAUAUACACAUACACACGGCUACAUACUAAGAACAUGUCACCCGGAUCAGCCAGGUUGUCUGGUGCUGAGUCAGCUCCACUGGCCACAGCAUUUGGUCCAUUCCCCCGAUGAUCUCGCUAUGCUCCACUCAGGUGGGAAGAUGAUUUGUGAAAGUGUGAGAAUAUGUGUUAAUCCUUUUUUAAACCAAUUAUGUCACCUGUUUUUAUGUUAAACCAGCCAGAUCUGACCUCUCACACCUACCCUACAGUUUACUCAAGUGCUGUGAAGUAGGACUGAACCCUGAAAUCACAUGGUUACAAAACAAACAUCUUAUUGGUUGAAAAGGCCUUGUUACUUGUAAGGCUGGUAACUCUGCUUGCUUUCUGUUUUAUCAUCAUCAUCAUUUAACAUCCACUUUCCUGGCAUGGGUUAGACAGUUUGACUGAAACUGGUAAGCCAGUGAGCUGCACCAAACUCCAGUCUGAUUUGACAUGGUUUCUAUGGCUGGAUGCCCUUCCUAACACCUCAUAUAUUUUCCAAUUUUUAUAAAAUACAAGUUGACGACUGUCAAAACCAUUCCACAUUUGUAAUGUUUAUUUAUUACUAAAGUAUUUUCAAGCACCAUAUUAUUUUUUUUCCCAACAGCAUAUCAGUAAUAACAAUCUACUUACAAAGUCCAUUCUGGAAAUUUGUCGCAUUAUAAUUGCAAUCACUCAUAUAUUUAAAGCUGAUUUGGUCUCAUCAAAACUGAAUUGUUAUCUUACCUUUACGAUAUUGACUUUUUGUUGUAACCAUUCAACUGUCAGGAUAUUUUGCUACAAGACAACUGUGAAAUCUUAUAUCAUUAUAGUUUUACUUGCUAGUAUAGGUUGAGUGAAACUUAUUGAGGCAGGGUUCUAUGGCUGAAUGCUCUUCCUGAUGCUAACCCUGCAAGUAAGGUGUUUUAUUCAAUUGGUCUCCACAUUUCAAACAACCAAGCUACAAGCAUAUUGUUUAUGCAGGACAUAAACAAGCAUUACUACUGCCCAAGCUGUGUCAAUGUGAAGAUAAGCACACACACACACUCUCAUAUAUACAUAUAUCAUGGUCUUCCAUACAGAUUCCAUCUACCAAAUUUCAUUCACAAGGCAAUAAUAGAGGACACUUGCCCAAAGUACCACACCGUAACAUCAAACCUGAAACUGCAUGGUUGUGAAGAGAACUCUUUGACCACUCAACUAUACAUGCACCUUGGCUAUUUUGCCAUGAUUUGCAUGUUGAAAAUUUUACUUUCAGCUUCAUUAGAAUAUUAAUUCUUCAAUUUCUGCCACUCUAAAACUGCAAUACCAAUCCUUAUCUGUAACCUACUGAUAUGUACUCACCUUUGCUUUGUAUCCAGCAAAACACAAAACUCCUUGGUUUUCAUGUUUCCUCCCACUAAUACUUUUUCAAUUAAUUUUUUAGCAUCAUUAUAGUUCAGUCUAAAGUAGAUAUUUGAUCAAAGACUUUCCAACCAUGACCAUACCGUUUCACAGACUAUUAUUAAUUGAAUGUCCCUCCCUUUUCAACUGAAUAGGAUGUAAUUUGAGGGAGAUCUGGCUGCUAUUUCUAGUAGGUCAAAUGAAUAUAUAGAGCAGUGGUUCUCAACCUGGGUCCAAAUAAGAUUUUGUUGCUUAAGCUUGGGUUAUACUUCUACAAUAUACGAAAUAUUUUAAAUUUUUAUACAAUUCCCAUUAAUAUUUAAUUAUAAAAAUGUAAUGGGAUUUUUUCAAACAUCGAAUGAUUUUGAGGGUCCACCCAAGUAAAUUUGGUAUCAAAGGUAAAAAAAUGGUUGAGAAUCACUGAUGUAGAGUCUGAUUUGGUUUGAUAUUAUUCCUGUCAAAAUCUAUGGUAUUUCCUUGUUGAAAUAUUUCCUCUUCUCAGUAGUUUAAAUAACAAAACACCUGGUUCAGAUGUCAUGAGUCUUCUACUCAAUUUCUUGAUAUUUACUAUCAUCACCAGACCUUCCCAGGCUAGGGAGAUUGAUGUGGUUUAAGUUCAGUUUGAACAUCUAUUCUACAGGGUGUCCACAAAGUCUGGGUACAUGGGGAUUAACACAUACUUUAAGAAAUUAUUAUUUCUUAUAUUUAAUUAUGUUAUGAUUUUAUUUACUCCAUAUACCCACAUGGGGAUUAACACAUCAUCAUUGUUUAACAUCCGCUUUCCAUGCUAGCAUGGGUUGGACGAUUUGACUGAGGAUUGGUGAACUAGAUGGCUACACCAGGCUCCAAUCCGAUCUGGCAGAGUUUCUACAGCUGGAUGCCUUUCCUGACGCCAACCACACUUUAAGAAAUUAUUAUUUCUUAUAUUUAAUUGUUUAUGUUAUGAUUUUAUUUACUCCAUGUAGCCAGACUUUGUGGACACCCUGUAGAGUGUGUAACAGCUCAGGUGGUAGUGGAGUAUAAUUGAGAAAAAUGUUUAGUGUAGUAUUUGGUGGUGGUGUCUGUAAGGAGAGGGGCAUGAAUACAUUUGAUUAGUAAUGUCAGUGGUGUAUUUUGCUGGGAGGUAUACCUAAAGCAGGCGGUGUAGGUAAGAGUCUUACCUCUGUUCCAAAUCAAAUUUAUGUAUUGUUGUUUAGUCUCAGGUCAACAUUGCCUGAACAGACCUACAUUCAAAGAACAUUCCAACAAAGACCAUUCCAUCUGAUUAGCACUACAUUAUCUGUUAACUGUGUUCUUCCUUUAUCAAGCUGGCAGGAUAUUUAUUUGAAAGCAAUUUAGUUAUUUUUUAGCACUACAUUAUCUGUUAUCUAAAUGUGUUCUUCUUUUAUUAGGCCAGCAGGAUGUUCAAAGUGAUUUUAUUAUUAUUUCUAGCAACUUUGUAUAAGUUGGCUUGAUGUAUUGAUUGUUAAUAAAUUGUUUGCAAUCUG
This is a messenger RNA of Octopus bimaculoides (California two-spot octopus), 4995 nucleotides long. Its product is annotated as ergosterol biosynthetic protein 28 homolog. The record is from RefSeq and is a predicted model, not a curated record. Gene Ontology annotation, molecular function: protein-macromolecule adaptor activity. Gene Ontology annotation, cellular component: endoplasmic reticulum; membrane. NCBI's taxonomy places the organism in Eukaryota, Metazoa, Mollusca, Cephalopoda, Octopoda, Octopodidae.